AUGCCCAAACGCUUCUCCUUUGCAGCUGGUGCGCCCUGUGGCCGGCGGCUUGUGGACUGCCCAGUGGUGCGCACCCUCCAGCAUGUUUCCCGGGCACUGCAGUGGAAGAGAGUUUCCAGCCUUCCAGCUCCAGCACGCAGCAACCCAGUGGACUUCUCCACCAUCCAGUGGGCGCGGCCACACCCUCCGCAGCGAGGUCUGGCCCGCAGCCCCGGGGUCGGUUUCCUGCCGAGAUAUUUUUUGAGGCCGCAGUCAGCAAACAAACAGUGUCAGGCUACCAAAGAUACUGGAACCAUUGCUGGCCUCAUUGUACUGAGAAUCAUCAACGAGCCAACUGCUGCUGCUAUUGCUUAUGGCUUAGACAAAAAGGUUGGGGCUGAAAGAAAUGUUCUGAUCUUUGACUUAGGAGGUGGCCCUUUUGAUGUGUCAGUCCUCACUAUUGAAGGUGGAAUCUUUGAGGUCAAAUCUACAGCAGGAGACACCCACUUAGGUGAAGACUUUGACCACAGAAUUCUGAACCAUUUCACUGCCGAAUUCAAGUACAAACAUAAGAAGGACAUCAGUGAGAACAAGAGGGCUGUUCGUCACCUCCACACCGUAGAACGUGCAAAGCGCACUCUGUCUUUCAGCACCCAGGCCAGUAUUGAGAUUGAUUCUCUCUAUGCCUCCAUUACCCAUGCCCAAUUUGAGGAAUUGAAUGCUGACCUCUUCCAUGGCACCCUGGACCCUGUGGAGAAAGCCCUUAGGGAUACCAAGCUAGACAAGUCACAGAUCCAUGACAUUGUCCUGGUGGGUGGUUCUACCCGUAUUCCCAAGACUCAGAAACUUCUUCAGGAUUUCUUUAAUGGAAAAGAAAUGAACAAGAGCAUCAACCCUGAUGAGGCUGUUGCUUAUGGUGCAGCUGUCCAGGCAGCCAUCUUAUCUGGAGAAAAAUCUGAAAAUGUUCAAGAUUUGCUGCUCUUGGACGUCACUCCUCUUUCCCUUGGUAUUGAAACUGCUGGUGGAGUCAUGACUGUCCUGACCAAGCGCAAUACUACCAUUCCUACCAAGCAGACGCAGACCUUCACAACCUACUCUGACAACCAGCCUGGUGUGCUCAUUCAGGUUUAUGAAGGUGAGCGUGCCAUGACCAAGGAUGACAACCUGCUUGGCAAGUUUGAACUUACGGGCAUACCUCCUGCACCCUGUGGUGUUCCUCAGAUUGAGGUCAUCUUUGAUAUUGAUGCCAAUGGUAUCCUUAACGUCUCUGCUGUGGACAAGAGUACUGGAAAAGAGAACAAGAUUAUCAUCACUAAUGACAAGGGCGGCUUGAGUAAAGAAGACAUUGAGCGCAUGGUCCAGGAAGCUGAGGAGUACAAAGCUGAAGACGAGAAACAGAGGGACAAGGUGUCUUCUAAGAAUUCACUUGAAUCCUAUGCAUUCAACAUGAAGGCAGCAGUUGAAGAUGAAAAACUUCAAGGCAAGCUCAAUGACGAGGACAAACAGGAGAUUCUUGACGAGUGUAAUGAAAUUAUCAGCUGGCUUGGUAAGAGUCAGACGGCCGAGAAGGAAGAAUUUGAACCUCAGCAGAAAGAGCUGGAGAAAGUCUGCAAUCCCAUCAUUACCAAGCUAUACCAGAGUGCCAGAGGCAUGCCUGGAGGGAUGCCUGGGCGCUUCCCUGGUGAUGGAGUUCCUCCAUCUGGUGGUGCCUCUUCUGGACCCACCAUUGAAGAAGUUGAUUAAGCCAAACUCUGAGCAGAUACCUUAGCAUUGCUCCACAGUAAAAAUUUGAAGGACCCAAAUUUGUACUACAUUCAAUGGCAGUUUUAAAAGUUACACUGCUA
Molecule: messenger RNA, 1823 nt
Organism: Trichechus manatus latirostris (Florida manatee)
Lineage: Eukaryota; Metazoa; Chordata; Mammalia; Sirenia; Trichechidae
Product: heat shock 70 kDa protein-like
Biological process (GO): slow axonal transport; clathrin coat disassembly; chaperone-mediated autophagy translocation complex disassembly
Cellular component (GO): terminal bouton; postsynaptic cytosol; presynaptic cytosol
Molecular function (GO): ATP binding; clathrin-uncoating ATPase activity; ATP-dependent protein folding chaperone
Source: RefSeq, a predicted model, not a curated record